UGAAGACUUUCUAUUGAGAGUCAUUACAGGGUGUAAGGAUCAUCAUAUUGUACAAUGCAUAUACACAGUAAAGGGUAGGGAAGGACCUUCCUUUUUUGAUUUUUUUUUUUUUUUUUAUAACUUAUUUCCUUACAGAUUUUAAGUGUUCAAUUUAUUUGAGGGUGUUUCCUUAUCCCCUUUGAAAUUGUUGUAUUUAGUAAAAUCAUUAUACAGAGAAUAUUGGUAUGACUGCUUAAUUUUGCUCUCUGAAGGUAAAUAAGUAUGUAAACUGGGUCAAUGUGGCCUUUAAAUCUACAUGUAUAUAGUCUAUACUAACUGACGCCGCGCAUUUAAACCUCAAAACUAACCUAUAGACGAAGGUCGAAAUAUCAGGGAAGCCAUAUUGGAUUUACGGAUGUGAAAUAUUGUAGUGUCGUAAAAUUGUUAAAAAUGGACAUGAUAAUUGUUUAAAUGAUCAUAAUAUUAUUGUAAAAGAUCUGCUUUCAAUGAUUAUAACGUAUGCAGUUCUGAUGAAGAAGGGGCUGUAUGUUCGUGAACUUUUGUGACCCGGAUACCAGAAAUGAUGCACCCUAGGCGCAGUACGAAGGCCGUCCUACUUUGUGACCUCUGUGAAACUGCCCACCUACAGAGUCACUGUGAACUUUGUAAUGUAAACUUAUGCAAGACCCGUGUUAGGGAACACCUUUUUGAUUCAUCUAAAAAACAAAAUGUUGUGUCCUAAAGUCCGAGUAACAUUACCGAGUUUCUCUCCUUCCAAAAUGAAUAAAGAUCAGCUCAAUAAAAUGGUUCUGUGUCAUCAUUGUCAAUUACAACAGAAUAAAGCUACACAAUGAUAUCAGCCGAAGCUGUAUCGUCUCCUACAGUCAAACCAAUGCUUGAUGAACCGCGACUUACCGCCACCAUAGACACUGGAUAUGCAUCACUACGUAGUGUUAGCUGUUUCAGUGAAGAACAAGUCUGGACAUGUGGUAGUGACAAAAUCAUGAAGCUCCUCAACCUUCAGGGUAAACUACUGACAUCAAUACAAACCGAGUCGGGGAACUGGCCACAGGACAUAGCAGUGACACGGGACGGACAUCUUGCUUAUACUGACAUUAAAAAUAAAACUGUAAACCUAGUGAAGAAUAAACAGAUACAGACCGUGGCCACCCUACAGGGGUGGACACCUUGGAAUGUCUGCAGUACCUCCUCUGAUGAUCUCCUGGUUACCAUGGUCAGUGAUGGUAGAAAACAAUUAAAAGUUGUGCGUUACUCUGACUCCACAGAGACACAAAGCAUUCAGUUUGAUGAUCAGGGUCGUCCUCUCUAUUCAACUGGUUACAUUAAAUACAUCUGUGAGAACAGGAACCUGGAUAUAUGUGUGGCGGACAGUGAAGCUAGAGCAGUAGUGGUGGUCAAUCAGUCAGGAAAACUGCGAUUUAGAUACACUGGUGAUCCCUCUAAUCCCAAGCAAUAUUUUUCUCCAUACGGCAUCACUACAGACAGCCAGAGUCACAUCCUGACAACAGACCUUGACUGUAUCCACAUCCUAGAUCAGGACGGACAGUUCCUCCGUUAUGUUAACAAUUUUCAGUUUCCAUGGGGUUUAUGUGUGGAUAUCAGAGACAACCUCUUUGUGGCUCAGCGUAACACUACUGAAGUGAAGAAAAUUCAGUAUCUAUAAACACACUCACUGUCUGUUAAUUACACAGCUCAACUCUCCAUUAAUUACAUCUACCACCACAGUAUUAAUUACAGUUAUCUGUGGAUUACAACUAUUAAACCGUGUUAAUUACAUCUACCAAUUUACUGGUAUUGACACAAUAGAUUUCUUACUACAUGUAUGUAGAGUUCAUUAUGUCUUUUAUUGGUUUUAUGGUAUACUAGUAUAGAUAAGCAUUAUUCUCUGUGUUAAUUGUGUCUUUUCUUGUUUUAUCAUGUUUUUUUUAAUAUAUAAUAGAUAAAUAUUAU
This is a messenger RNA of Ostrea edulis (European flat oyster), 1950 nucleotides long. RefSeq lists its product as uncharacterized. Gene Ontology annotation, molecular function: protein binding; ubiquitin protein ligase activity. The transcript is spliced from 2 exons. The record is from RefSeq and is a predicted model, not a curated record. NCBI's taxonomy places the organism in Eukaryota, Metazoa, Mollusca, Bivalvia, Ostreida, Ostreidae. Gene Ontology annotation, biological process: protein polyubiquitination; proteasome-mediated ubiquitin-dependent protein catabolic process. Bases 830 to 1663 code for a protein of 277 amino acids.